Messenger RNA from Stegodyphus dumicola, 721 nucleotides. RefSeq names its product homeobox protein OTX2-like. The record is from RefSeq and is a predicted model, not a curated record. Gene Ontology annotation, molecular function: RNA polymerase II cis-regulatory region sequence-specific DNA binding; DNA-binding transcription factor activity, RNA polymerase II-specific. Lineage: Eukaryota; Metazoa; Arthropoda; Arachnida; Araneae; Eresidae. Gene Ontology annotation, cellular component: nucleus. Gene Ontology annotation, biological process: regulation of transcription by RNA polymerase II.
AUGAUAACGCAAGAUGGCCCUGGUCAGAGUAGACUCCUCAUUGGCGGCUGGGAGCAGGGGAGGGGCGGGGCCCCAGCCGACGAUUGGCGUGCGCGGCGCGGCGUCGGGGCGUGGCCGGGCGGGCGGACGAGCGAAGUCCGCGGCCGCGGCAGAAACGUGGCUACGGUGUCCUGGCAGCGCUCGCACCGAAAUCCUUCUCCGCGUGACCUGGCCGUAAAACUGUGGCCAAACUUCGAAGACGUUCAAAGCCGGGGGGGCAGCGGGGACAACUUCGGCCCCGCUCUCACCGGCUUUCUGUCGUACAGAUCGGGGCACCAACUUUGCGGGAGCCCCCCGACCUCGGUGGCCGCCUUCCAGCCCUCCGGUUCGUCCUGCGCCCCGUUUUCGGCCGGCCAGAGUGCCCCAUCCAGCGGAAUGGCCUACCUCAAGUCGACGCCUUACUCCGUCAACGGCAUCGGGCUGCCCUCUCCCGGUGUUGACCUUCUCCACCCCACGGUCGGAUAUCCGGGGCAGUUGUGUAGGGAGCUGAGUGACAAAAAUAUCGUUCGCGAUAGUGUUUGGCCGAAAAGUUGUAAAUACUUCAUGUGGACGAAAGAUCAGGCGCCCUGUUCGGUCAACUACGGAGGACAAUUUCACUCAGAAUUGAGUAACCUAACAGAAUACAGUGCCUACAGCAAGAUAGAGGAUCAGCAGGAACUGUGCUCUUUAUUCGCUGGCGCAG